AGCUGACGCCUGGCUGAGUCUGAGGACUGUCACACUAGAAGAGUUUCUAAAUCAUCGUCUGAGUCCUGCAGGAGGCCUGACGUGAGAAGCAGGACAGUCCGUGCGUGUUUCCAGGUGUGAUGUUUGUACCAGAGAGUUUCAGGUCUUCAGAUGAAAAUGGAUGAAGAUGCAGAAUCUCCACCCGCCUCCAGCUCCCCUCUGUCGUCUGUCAGCUCCACACAAACAUGGCUGCCGGCUGUGUCACCUGUGCGGCCUACCUGGAUGAACGGUUGCAAAGUGGAUCCUGGGAACCCUCACGUGGGGACGCAGUCGAGUCCUCCGUUCCCUUUCUUCGAGGAGCUCUUCUGCACCAGCCAGAGGUCCAACACUCUGGCCCCUCUGGCUGGCGCCCUCGUGACCUCCUCCGGGCCGCAGAGCGACGUGGUGAAACAGGGUUACCUGGGGAAGCUAGAGCGGAACCAAAGAAAAUAUUUUGUCUUGAGAGCAGGAAGUCACACCGGGCCGAGCCGUCUGGAGUGGUACCGGAACAAGGAGAGGUUCUCAGCGAUGGAGAAGUCCGCUGGUAAAGCUGGGCUGUUUAGAUCGAGCAAGCAAGGGGUGAUUUACCUGAGGUGCUGUCUUGGUGUGAGCCGGACUGGCAGCACCAGGAAAGGCCACACGGUGGCGCUGUAUGCCAAGGAUCAGACGAUGGUGCUGGCUGUGGAGGACCAGGAGGAACAAGAAGAGUGGUAUCUGGCCAUCAAGAAGCUGAUGGAGGAGGAGCGCAGAGAUGAGGAGCAUGGAGAAGGCUUUGAUGAAGAGGAUGAUGGGUACUGCACUCUGCCCCCUGCUGCUUUCUUCAAAGAGGUUUGGCCCGUCACCGUGAAGCCCAGAGAUCUGGGUUGUUCCAAGUCGCUGGCAGGGGAGAGCCGGCUCUGCCUCACAGCUUCAUCCCUCCUCUUGGUCAGAGUGGGAGUGUGCAGUGAUUUGCCUUCGGUGACGAUACCGUUGUUGAGCGUCCGUCGCUUUGGCCACUUGGACGGCUCGUUCUUCUUGGAGCUGGGCAGGUCGGCGCCCAACGGUCCUGGAGAGAUCUGGAUGGAAGCCAGAGACCAAGGAAACCCAGCAGUAGCCCAGCACAUUCAUGAGGUAGUUCGUGAUACAGUACGGGCGCUACGGGCUCUUCCUGACUUCAGCCGGUCGCCAACCUCCAACCCCAACCAGCUUCCAGUCCUUCUGGCCUCAAAGCGAUGCAGACCCAAAUACAGAGACAAAGUGGUGAACGUGAAACCGCUCGGUGCUCGUCUGGUCCCGCCGCCCAGAAACCCUGAUAGUCCAACCCAGUGUUACCCAGAGUCUCGCAGACCAGAUCCUGAAUCCACUCUGAGCCCUGUCAGAUCCCAUCAGAGCUCCACGUCUGAGACCAGCAGCUACAUGGAAAUGAAGACGGACCAUCAUCUCCCAGUGAACGAGCAGAGGGAAAACGACUGUUGGAUGAAGGUCUGGGAGCCAGGUGGUGAGGAGGAGGAGGAGGAAGAGGAAGAGGAGGAGGAGGAGGGCCGGGGGUACAUGAUGAUGUCACCACAGGUAAGCAGUUCAUCCGUGCUGCCUCAGGAUGACUAUGUGACCAUGGCGAGCCCGUGUAAACACGACUGGCCCGUCUUCUCUUCGCCUCAGACAUCCUUCAGCAGCAGCUCCACCUCUGAUGGCUACUCUCCUCAGCACCCAUCACAUCAUCAAGCCAACGAGUGCAGCCAGCCACACUGUCAGUCAGAAACAGAAGCUGACCAAUCACAGAUGAGCAUCAGCUGCUCCGCCCAGCCACAAGAUGACGCAGGACAGCAGCAGAACUCGGCCGAACACAGACGACUCCCAGCACCGAGCAGCACCACUCUGUCCCCUGUGAGCGGUGUCGAUGUGCUGAUGGGGACAGCUCCUUUUGUCCCAUGUGGUCCAGGCUACACCAGGCCGGUCCGGGCCAGUCCAGACUCUGGUUCAGGUCGGCCUGGUCGACUCCAAGCUGUGUCAGCCCGCUCUGUCAGAAGACACCGGCUGUCGUUGUAUCUGCCUUGUUGUCUGCAAGCUGAGGACAGAUAACAUGAACAGGAGCAGUUGAUUUCUCCUGUAAUUAAUUAAAUAUUUCAUUGUGACUGUUGCUGGAACAUGUGACAGAAACUUUCAUGUCUUCCAUUGAACACCUCGGUGUAUGUUUGAGAAAAAUAGUCUUUGUUGACAAUGUUCUUUUGUGUGGAUUGAAACGAGCCUUGUGUUAGUUUGGGUCUAAACCACACAGCACUUGAAGAUGCUCCGCUCUUCUCAGAAAAAGAUUUAAAAAAUAAAGUCACAUGAAUUCACAA
Acanthopagrus latus (yellowfin seabream) is the source of this 2336-nucleotide messenger RNA. RefSeq names its product insulin receptor substrate 1-B-like. Gene Ontology annotation, biological process: insulin receptor signaling pathway. The record is from RefSeq and is a predicted model, not a curated record. NCBI's taxonomy places the organism in Eukaryota, Metazoa, Chordata, Actinopteri, Spariformes, Sparidae. Gene Ontology annotation, molecular function: insulin receptor binding; phosphatidylinositol 3-kinase binding. The coding region runs from base 151 to 2076 and encodes 641 amino acids. Gene Ontology annotation, cellular component: cytosol; plasma membrane. The transcript has 6 exons.